Eufriesea mexicana is the source of this 1969-nucleotide messenger RNA. It is a transcript of the gene ITP, whose product is annotated as ion transport peptide. Gene Ontology annotation, biological process: circadian rhythm. The record is from RefSeq and is a predicted model, not a curated record. Gene Ontology annotation, cellular component: extracellular region. Gene Ontology annotation, molecular function: neuropeptide hormone activity. The transcript is spliced from 4 exons. Lineage: Eukaryota; Metazoa; Arthropoda; Insecta; Hymenoptera; Apidae. The coding region runs from base 742 to 1503 and encodes 253 amino acids.
GUGGAGGCGACGGUGACGGUGACGAUGCAACGAGUCGAAAGAGUAAAACUUACGAAAAAUUUGUAAAAAAAAGGACGAUAUAGUGGAGAAUGAGAAAGUAGAUACUGCGUAGACCGAAGGAAGGAUUACUGCGUGAAAUCGAAGAGGAGAAGAGUAGUGAUACGUGGUUUGGUGCAUUAUGCGGUAUUGGAUUAUUUAGAGAAACGAUUCAACGAUUCUACGAUUUGGUUUUUCGGUUACGAAAAGGUAGUCGACGUUGAAUACGAACGCGUGAGAAAAUUAGUUGGGGCGUAUGUACCAACUGGUACGGAUACAGACAUUAAACCUCUGUCACCCGUCCUCAUCGUUGACAGUUCUCGAUCGUGAUAAGGUUCUACGUUACGCAACUAAAGCAAUCGCGGAAAUAUGAAAAAGAGGAAAUAUAUGGAAACAUGGACCGAAUAUUGUGAAAGUGUGUACAGAAAGUACAGGUACAUCGGUGAGAAAGUGACAAAGAGAAUAAGUGAUACGCAAGAAUAAACAAUUAUUAUUAAAGAAGAAAGGGAGAUAAGUCGGAGCUAUCUACUGUCCGUAUAUUAUAACGUUUGUUACCGUUUUAUGACCGACCUUCAUCGAAGGGACGUCUUUGUUAAUCGAUCGAUAAUGAAGUUUCCUUGAAUUUUCAACGAAUCAGUAGGACUGAUCUCGAUUUAAUUCGGUGUUCGACGAGGGAAAUGAAGCUGCCGACGCGUAUAAUCCACCAUGGGGGACAACGACCGUCACCGCGCUACAAGAAGCUGUGUCAACUUAGCGAUUCGCUACACUAUGCAUCGGCAACGGAGGCUUCGAUCCUCGUCAUCGUCAUCGUUGUCGCCGAUAACGUUCCCACUCUCGAUGUCUCGGUCAGCUAUUUCAACCUCACUGCUAUCAUCGACCACGUCGAUGUCGUCUGCGACGACGUCUACGUCGGCCUCAACGCCGUCAUCGUCGUCAUCACCGUCGCUGUCGCCGUUAUUGCCGUUAUCAUCGUCGUCCAUCUUUUUACCAUCGUCAACCACCUGGCCAACAUCGACCUUAUCGUCGUAUUCGUGGAGUGUACAGCAAACCUCGUCAUGUUCGAGGUUACACCCGUUACCAAACGAAUCGUCGAUGGUCUCCACCCUAUCGAUACCUUGUCCAAGACUCGUCUCUGUAUUAGCUUGGUCUUUCACGUUAUUACUCGUCUCGUCGUGUAUCGGUCUAACGGACGCUGGAAUCUUGAAUGGACAUCCUUUGGGUAAAAGGUCCUUUAUCGAUAUCCAGUGUAAGGGUAUAUACGAUAAAAGUAUCUUUGCCCGGCUGGAUCGUAUCUGCGAGGAUUGUUAUAACCUAUUUCGGGAACCUCAGUUGCAUCAACUAUGCAGGAAAAACUGCUUUACGUCAGACUACUUCAAAGGAUGCUUAGACGUGUUACUAUUGCAAGACGAAGUAGAGAAGAUCCAAACAUGGAUCAAGCAACUUCAUGGAGCGGAACCCGGGGUUUAGGCAAGACUGCUUUGGCACGCAAUACUUUACAAGCUGUAUUCAAGCAUUGCUGCUUGAAGACGAGAAGGGAAAGCUUUACGAGAUGGUCGAGUACCUAGGCCGUAAGAAGUAAGAGGGAAAGAACACAGAGUCGCUUUCAUUACGAAGGGUUUCAUUUAUACGACAUCAACGAUGAACGAUUCUACCAAGACGAACGAGGAAUAACGAGAAACGAGAAUCUACGAGAAGGAAUUUCCAUAAAAUGGUCAAUGCGAUUUUACGCAGAUUUUUGGAAACCACCUACCGACAUACAUUCACGAUAGAGUACCUUCGUAAAAUCCGAAAGACCGGAACACUCCUGAACUGGGAAUUCGAAGCACGUUAUGCAAUCAUACCUCUUCCUUUCUCUCCAUGAUAUAACAAAUCGAAUGACAAAGACAAUAUUAUCAGUAACCAAAUCAGUAAACAAACUGACGGCCAACACGCA